AUGGGUUUACUCAUUGUCUCCGUGAAUAUGCUCUUUACCUUAAAGUUCAUACUAAUGGAGAUAUCUUGUUUGUUUGUUUGUCUUUAUGUUGAUGAUCUUAUUUUUACGAUUAAUAACCCAAGUUUGUUUGAAGCUUUCAAGAAAGAUUUGUCCCGUGAGUUCGAGUUGACGGACGUAGGGCUCAUGUCAUACUACUUGGGCCUAGAAGUGAAGCAGAUGGAGGAUGAAAUUUUUAUCUCUCAAGAAAGCUAUACGAAGGAGAUCUUAAAGAAAUUCAACAUGCUCGAUUGCAACCCCGUAAACACACCGAUAGAGAGUGGGACAAAAUUGUCCAUAUUUGACGAAGGAGAAAAAGUGGAUCCCACAUUUUUCAAAAGUCUUGUGGAAAGUUUGAGGUACAUAACUUCUACUAGGCCAGAUAUACUCUUUGCAGUUGGAGUAGUAAGUCACUUCAUGGAAGCUCCUACCUCCACUCAUUUAAAGGUCACUAGAAGAAUUCUUCGUAACCUAAAAGGUGCGAUCGACUUUGGAUUAUUUUAUUCUUCUAACGAUUUCAACCUUGUGGGAUUUUGCGAUAGUAAUUAUGCGGGAGAUAUUGAUAAUAGAAAAAGUACAACUAGUUUUGUAUUGUUCUUGGGUGAUUCUGUUAUUUCUUGUAGUUCAAAGAAACAAUCAAUUGUUACUCUCUCGACUUGUGAAUCUGAAUAUAUAGCAGCGAUAUCAUGUACAUGUCAUGUUAUUUGGCUUAGAAGAUUGUUGAAGGAGAUCAAUCUACCUCAAAUUGAAGCUACAGAGAUUUGUAUUGACAACAAAUCCGCACAGGCACUCGCGAAGAAUCCAGUGUAUCGUGAUCGAAGCAAGCAUAUUGAUACAAGGUAUCACUUCAUCAGAGAACGCAUUUCCAAGAAGGAAGUCGAACUCAAAUAUGUGAAGUCUCAUGAUCAACAUGCAGAUAUCUUUACAAAGCCUCUCAAGUUUGACGAUUUUCAGAGAUUGAGAUCAAGACUUGAAAUGAAGAAGAAAAAUCAAAAUUAA
This is a messenger RNA of Nicotiana attenuata, 1035 nucleotides long. RefSeq lists its product as uncharacterized. Lineage: Eukaryota; Viridiplantae; Streptophyta; Magnoliopsida; Solanales; Solanaceae. The record is from RefSeq and is a predicted model, not a curated record. Bases 1 to 1035 code for a protein of 344 amino acids. The transcript has a single exon.